AUGGCCUCAUCAGUCCUGGAGAUGAUAAAGGAGGAGGUGACCUGUCCUAUCUGUCUGGAGCUCCUAAAGGAACCUAUGAGUGCUGACUGCAACCAUAGCUUCUGCCGAGCCUGCAUCACACUGAACUAUGAGUCCAACAGAAACACAGAAGGAGAGGGCAACUGCCCUGUGUGCCGAGUUCCUUAUCCAUUUGGGAAUCUGAGGCCUAAUCGACAUGUGGCCAACAUAGUAGAGAGGCUCCAGGAGUUCAAGUGCAUCCCAGAGGAGGAGCAGAAGGUGAAUAUCUGUGUACAACAUGGAGAGAAACUCCAGCUCUUCUGUAAGAAGGACAUGAUGGCCAUCUGCUGGCUUUGUGAGCGAUCUCAAGAGCACCAUGGUCACCAGACAGCUCUCAUUGAAGAGGUCAACCAUGAAUACAAGGAGAAGCUGCAGGCAGCUCUGCAGAAGCUGAUGAAAAAUGAGAAGAGAUGUGAUGAAUGGCAGAAUGACCUUCAACAGCAGAGAGCUGACUGGAAGAACCAAAUACAGAGGGAUAUAGAAAAUGUUCAGAUGGAGUUUAAAGGACUGAGAGACUUCCUGGACUCCAAGGAGAAUGAGGCACUUCAGGAGCUGAAUGAAGAGGAGGAGGAUGUUAUGGAAAAGCUGAAAGAGUCUGAAAAUGAGCUCGAGCAGCAGAGACAGUGGGUGAAAGAUCUCAUCUCAGAUGUGGAGCAUCAGUUGGAGCUCUCAACCAUGGAAAUGCUGCAGGGUGUAAAUUAUAUCCUGAGAAGGUGUCAGACCUUGAAACUGAAACAGCCCCAAACUGUCCCCCUAAAAAGGAGAAGAAGGUUUCAAGCCCCAGAUCUGAAAGGCUUGCUGCACGCGUAUCAAGGGCUCAUGGAUGUCCAGAAAUACUGGGUUGAUAUGACUCUACAGGCAAAGGACAAUGAAGUCAUUGUUGACAAAGAAAAACGACAAAUAGAAUAUCUGAGUUACUAUAAGAGGAAUCUUCAAAUUUCUGAGACCUACCAUUUGGGUGUCCUGGGAUAUCCAGCUAUUUCCUCAGGGAAGCAUUACUGGGAAGUAGACGUGUCUAAAAGUGAUGCCUGGCUCCUCGGAUUAAAUGAUGGGAAGUGUACUCAACCCCAACGUCACUCAAUGGGUGAAAUGACCUACAAAAUGCAAAAUAUUUCUAAUGUUAAACAACGUGAAAUGUAUCAGCCUAAAUGUGGCUACUGGAUUAUAGGGAAGAAGAAUACGUCUGUAUACAAUGCCUUUGAUGAAUGUUCUAUCACUCACAAUUCCAGUGUCUUGGCCCUCUCUCUGCCUGGUCCUCCCAGUCGUGUUGGAGUUUUCCUGGACCGGGAAGCUUGUACUCUCUCAUUUUAUGAUGUUUCUAACUGUAGAUCUCUCAUCUAUAGGUUCUAUGACCCUGCCUUCCCUCCUAAAGUCUAUCCAUAUUUUAAUCCUAUGGAAUGUUCAAAGCCAAUGACAGUGUGUGGGCCACCCUCUUAAACCCUCACCUAUAUCUCUGCAGUGCCUCCACGUCUGGUGUGUCUCAUGUGCCAGAGUUCUCCUGCAUCAUUUUAACUUCUUUUCUCUUGGGUCCUUUAUUUUAAUGACCUUCACUUCUAACUACAAACCGGUGUGGAUUCAUUUCCUCCAUCUAGUUGUUGGUCUGCUGACAAGAUGAUUACUGUCAUUUGUCAUUUCCAUAUUCCCAAAGACAUUGACUGUUUCCUCAAUAAUUGAAAAAGAGCCUCUCCUAACACCAUAUCUGUAAGAACACAGUCAAAAAAUGACUCAUGGAGAACAAUGGCUUAGGUACCUGUAACAGAGGCCCCAGAAAAAAGGCAGAGGGCCUUUUACUUUGAAGUACAUUCUGUUCCCUGGAUUGCUUUAAAUGUGAUUUUGUGCUUCCUACAAAUAGAACAUAUGCAUCCAAGUGGAAGAUAUGUUUAUCUUGUUAGAUGUCAGGACAUAGCUAUAGAACCCAUUCCUGUGAAAAGAUAUACUAAGUGCUGGUUUCAAUGUACACUGAUUAUAAAUAUGGGCUUAUGCCUUGAUUUCAUGCUUUGCAAGAUAUAAUCUAAAGUAUAGUUCCAGACAACUGUGCUUAUAUGGUCUGCCUUGAGACAGUUGUAGAAAAGGUUUGCUCUGUGAAUAUUUAGUGUGUUCUUACUGGUAUUUAUUUACAUGCCUUUCUGAUUUUGUUUUCUGAACUCAAACAACCUUCCUGCUUUCUUUUGUACAUUCAUAUUUAAAAGCACAGUGAAACUGAAGUGACAUUGUCUGCAACAUUAGGCUGUUGUCCUCCGUUCUUUAAGGUCUUCAAACCCAGUCUUACAGACAGAACUACCUAGGCCCACACUGGGAGACAGACCUUCCUUUUUUGUGGUACCAGAGCUAGAAGCCAGAGCUUCGUUUAUGCUUACGAGUUGCUCUACCACUGAAUUACUUGCCUCAGCUCACUCAUGACUCCACAAACUUAUUCUUUUUGUCACUGACAAAAAUGAAAGAAAGUUCUUUUUCCAGCUUGUCUAGAAGUUUAGAAAAUUAUAUAUGGGAGUCUCUCUCUCUAAGGAAUGUGCCUUAGCAGGUCAGUUUAACCACAAUGCUUGUGUUUCAUCAAAGAGUUCAGAAAAAAACUCGUGAAAUGACACCUACUAACACCAUGUGUCUAGUGUUUCCAGGUUCUAAUCUUCCUCUCCACAUAGCAGUGCAACCAUGAAUAAGAUCCACUCAAGCCUAUGUUUGUUUGAUUUUUUUUCUAUUGUUUAAUUUUUCUGUUUUAUUUUUCAGUUUUGGUAUAAAUGGUGCAUCUAUAUUGCAGAUCAUUGUAGGAAAAUAAAUUUGAAAUCUUUAGAAGGCUCUGAGGGUAAAAGCCCUUUCCUCUAUGAGUGAUGAACUAAGCUCAUUUACUCAGACCAUCUUGGCUGAAGGAGGCAGCCAGUUCUGACAGAUGAUCUUCUCACUCCACAGAUAUGCUACUGAACACCUAGGCUGAAACACAUACACAAAUUAAAAGGGAUUAUAUAAUUUUUGGUAAGAGAAGAUCAAUACUUAUAAUGCAUCCACUGCACAUUCAGUAGGUGGUGAUUGUGUUAAUUAAUGGGUAGAUGUGCUAUCUUGAUGUUCUAUGUAACACUGUGUGACUGGGGAACGUAAGAUAUAGCGCUUCUCAUGUCUUGAUGUUAGGUCCUGGGAACUGCCACUAAGACUACUCUUAAUAUGUUGUAGAUAUCUAUGAAAUUUUUGUUUGUUUUCACCCAUAUUUUUUGAGAGGAUAUUUGAUUAGAAUAUUCAUUAUCAAGUAAGUCAAAUUCUAUAAUUUUCCAUUUUACAAUGAAUGAUAAAAAUGACAAUGAUACCCAUAAGUAUACCUUCUGUUAUGUUGUCAAAUAUAAACAAUAGAAUAUUUCAAGAAAGUCAUAUUGCUUCUAAUAUGUAAAAGGUAUCCAAUAUGGUGUCUGUUAACUUUUUCUCCCCUUUGAUCUGAACAUAAUAAAGUACCAUUAGAAUGACAAA
Molecule: messenger RNA, 3507 nt
Organism: Grammomys surdaster
Lineage: Eukaryota; Metazoa; Chordata; Mammalia; Rodentia; Muridae
Product: tripartite motif-containing protein 30A-like
Exons: 7
Coding region: 1-1494 (497 amino acids)
Molecular function (GO): protein binding; zinc ion binding
Source: RefSeq, a predicted model, not a curated record